GGUUGGCUGGUUGCCAUAUGCAGCAGUGCUGCUGGUGUGCAACACAACGACCAGCCAAGGCGCACACGGGGGCUGAGGAGAGACGCAGCUAAGCGCUGCUUGGCACGUCGGCCAUAGCCAGGACGUACGUGCUUGGAAGCCGGUGGAGUUGGAUAGUGGUCCUUGGACAUGGAGGUUGCCUGUGCGGGGUCGGACAGGGGUUGAUCGUGCGGAGAGAGAGGAGGACGUACCAGGUGUGUAGCGAAGGUCUGCCUUGGCAACAACUUUGUGUACAUCGGUUCUGCUGCUAAAGUUCUUAUGGUUGCAUCAUUGUAGAGUAGGCUAGGAUAGGAGUCGUGAGUCUGUGGUUGGGCACCAGGCGCCAGUAGUGAGGAGCGACACUGGAUAUUCUGUCGAUGGCGGCAAGACAAGGGGCUGGCAAUCACAACUGAAUUCAUUGUCCUGCACUUCUUUUGGUGUAUACUUGGUGCAUUCUACUUUCUUUGCAGCACACGACUCUCUCGUUCUUCAAUGUGAUAAUGCAAUUUGGGUUUAUGUCAUUCGGUCGCACUCAUUUUCCUUGCACUUGCAAAGGAUUGCGGAUGAUUUUUUCCCAGUUCAUCCUUCCCUUCUUUUCUCAACUCACUGCUGCUUUGUUGGAUGCUGAAGGGCCACAGCAAUGUGAUGCCCCUGGGGUUUCCAGUUGCAAAUAUCAUCUCCUUGGAACCCAGCAAGAAGAACUAUGAGACAUUACUGUUGAAUGUGAAUGGCUUGGGCAACGUGAACCCCCUUCCUGCAGGGCUGUGGAAGAGUAUGUCUCAGCUCAGGUUCGUCAACUGCACUGUCAAUGGGAAUAGCUGGGAGAGAGAGUGGGGAUUGCAGGUGGAGGAGGUAAGUAACUGGAAUGAAAUGGAAGCAGAGAUUAUCAUGACUGGUCUGACCGUAGAAUUCCUGCUGCGCCUCUUUGACUUGCCAAGCUUUGACUUUGCGAAGAUUGAUAUUGAAAGAUCUGAAAAGGAGAUCUGAAACCAACACUUUGAAGUGGAAGGAGAACACAUCUCUGUUUAUGGUAGAAGUGCGUGACAUUCAUCUCUGUUUAAGGCUAUUGUUGAUGGGGUUUUCAACAAGAGUGGUGAUAACAAAUUUUACGUGCUCAAGGACUAUCACAUGUUCCAAGCAUUGACAAACACGCAGUUGAUUCCCACUUCAAAUUAAUGAAUGACUUCUCAUAUGGAUACAGAAAGGCGAUGUGGAGGACCUUAUCCUUAUUUAUAUGGCAGCAGAAUUCACAGGAUAUGUCAAUAGCAAGGCGCUCCAAGGGCUCCUGUCGUGGACCAACACAUGGUUGGUUUCCAGUCUAAAUGAACAUCUUCGACCUCAGAAAUGGAGUGGCGGCUACCACUGUCGUGGACCGACACAUAAAUGAAUGGUCCACACCACUUGGUUUCCACUCUAAAUGAAUGGCUACUUCUUCUUUGAACAGAGCGGAGGAUGUAUCACAUUGCUGUUUGAGGUAGGGAAUCGUGCUGAGCAGAUCAAUUGCUGUCAUGACCAACUCACGGAUGGAUUCCACUCCAAAUGAACGGCUUCUUUACCGGAAACGGAAGGAGGAAGUACGCAUCACUGCUCAUGUGGUGGUAGAAGUUCAGGAUAUGCUGAGAAAUGACUGCUCUUGUCAUGGGCCAAUACGUGUUUGGUUUCCACUCCAAAUGAACUGACUUUCAGAAACCGAGGUGGAGAAUGCAUGGCAAUGCUAUUCAUGAUGGAGAACUGCAGGAUCUGUUGAGGGCACAUGACUGCUGUCAUGGACAAAUAGAUGGAUGAUUUCCACUUCAAAAGAACAACUUUUCUUCUUGGAACAGCAGAAGAGGACCCAUGGUGAUCUAGUAGUAAUUUUGUCCCUGGUAGAAUUGCGGGAUAUGUUUAUUUAGAACAGGUGCCACAGCUGUUGUCAAUGGGUAGGGAGUUCCGAGGAUUGUAAUUUGUGAUGGCAGAUGUACAAGGGGAAUUUGGUGGCUGAUUUGCAUGAUGCGUUGAGCCUCACUGCUUGAUACCACGAGCGUACACACACAGAUUAAGAGAUCACACGAAUUCCACGCUGAAAACCAGAUAUGCGCAGCUUAGACUUCCCAACAAAUUAUCACAUCAAAC
Molecule: messenger RNA, 2130 nt
Organism: Chara braunii
Lineage: Eukaryota; Viridiplantae; Streptophyta; Charophyceae; Charales; Characeae
Source: the annotation of a GenBank genome assembly